AUGGCGGCCUAUAUCCUGAUGGGCUUCUUGUUUACAAAUAAUACAAAUACAGCAUUACCGAUGUUUGGUUUUGGUGGAGUCAGUAUCUCUGGCUGUAUAUGGACAGCUAUUAAGCAGUGUUGCAGUUGUAUUACACCAGAUUUCUGUGGAUGUCACAGUUCUGCAGCCAAAAGUCAAUGUACUUGCAUCAUUUUUGCACUGUUCUGCUUUUCCUUGGAAGAAUCCCAUGGAGGUGCUCCAUCUGUGGUAACUACUAACGGCACAGAAGGUGUAAAACGUUUUGAAAGUCGAAUUGGAGAAAGUUUAAAUGUCAGCAUUAUCAGAAUACCUUGUGCUUCUCCUGCACCGGACUGUCACCCUGCGGACUGUGCAGAAAUUUACAACAACGGAUACAGAACAAAUGGAGUUUAUCAGAUUUACCCAGCAGGGUCAUAUGUACCCGUAAAUGUCUACUGUGACCUUACAACUGAUGGAGGGAACUGGACAGUUUUUCAGAGGCGCAAGGAUGGUUUUGUAAACUUUCGUCGGAAUUGGACUGACUACAAGAAUGGUUUUGGAUUUGCAAAUACAGAAUACUGGUUAGGUCUAGAAAAUAUGUUCCUUUUGUCAAAUAAGAAAACACAUCAAUUAAGAAUUGAUAUGGAGGAUUUUGCUGGUGCCAAAGCCUACGCAAAAUAUGCGAAGUUUUACAUCUCCCCAUAUGCACUGAAUGGUGAAGAAGAUGGAUACAGUCUGUACAUAUCUGGCUUCACAGAUGGUGGUGCAGGGGAUUCAUUAUCCUAUCACUAUGGACAAAAGUUUUCAACUUACGACAGAGAUCAAGAUGCUGCAAACAAUGGUAACUGUGCAUCACUUUAUCAUGGAGGUUACUGGUAUGGAGCCUGCCAUACAUCAAAUCCCAAUGGCCUCUACCUUAGAGGGUCAACUAGCCUACUUGGACAAGGCAUCGUUUGGAGUUCCUAUAAAGGACAGUUAUAUUCUUUGAAAUCAUUUGAAAUGAAAAUGAGACCAGCUUAACUGCAGUAAUAAUCCCCAUCUUAAUGUAAUUAAUACUAUAUUAAAAUCAGAAUAUUAGAAUCAGACUUUUUACUUUGAAAAUUAUGCAACAUUUUUGAGAAAUAAUUUUAUCUUUUUUAA
Molecule: messenger RNA, 1137 nt
Organism: Protopterus annectens (West African lungfish)
Lineage: Eukaryota; Metazoa; Chordata; Ceratodontiformes; Protopteridae
Product: microfibril-associated glycoprotein 4-like
Exons: 6
Coding region: 1-1017 (338 amino acids)
Biological process (GO): elastic fiber assembly
Source: RefSeq, a predicted model, not a curated record